UACUAACAAUUAAUAUGUGCUCAUGAACAAAUUAGUCUUUCUUUGCUCCGAUUCUCUUUCAGCUAAGGAAACAAUUCAGUUUAAUGCUUCAACCAGUCACUUUGAUUUCGUCUAUAAAUACUUCUAAUAAUGCCUUUCUUUUCUUCUGAUCUUUAAUUCCCAGUUAAUUAUACUUUCGAAUCCUGUAAGGCCAGCCAACAUGGGGUUUUCACCACCGUGCCUCUCUCAAUCUCUCUCUUUCUUUCUGCUUCUCUUCCAUUUCCACUCAACAAUUUCAUCUCCACUCUCCUCAAAUUACUCUUCUUCUUCUUCUUCUCAUUUGUGUGCUCAUCGCCAAUCUCUUUCUCUCCUUCAAUUCAAACAAUCCUUCUCCAUUGAUAGUUCUGCUUCAUCGGAGUACUGUCAAUAUCCCUUUCCAAAAACAGAGUCAUGGAAAGAGGGUACAGACUGCUGCUUGUGGGAUGGGGUCUCUUGUGACCUGAAAACCGGGCAUGUCACUGCACUGGACCUCUCCUGCAGCAUGCUUUACGGCACCCUCCUUCCCAAUAAAUCUCUCUUCUCUCUCCAUCAUCUUCAACACCUCGACCUCUCUUUCAAUGAUUUCAACUCCUCCCAUAUUUCUUCUCGAUUUGGCCAGUUCUCCAGUCUGACACAUCUUAACCUAAGUGGUUCAGAUCUUGCAGGCCAAGUUCCGUCAGAAAUCUCUCACCUCUCCAAAAUGGUUUCUCUGGAUCUCUCUCGGAACUACGAUCUUGUGAGUCUAGAACCAAUUUCUUUUGACAAGCUUUCUUUUGACAAGCUUGUUCGAAACCUAACCAAGCUUAGAGAACUCGAUUUGAGUUGGGUAAACAUGUCACUAGUUGUUCCCGAUUCCUUGAUGAAUCUGUCUUCCUCUCUGUCAUCGCUCAGACUCUAUUACUGUAGAUUGAAAGGGAAACUCCCAUCCUCAAUGGGGAAAUUUAAGCACCUGCAGUACUUGGAUCUUGGAGGGAACGAUUUUACUGGUUCAAUUCCAUAUGAUUUUGAGCAACUCACCGAGUUGGUUUCCCUUGGUCUCUCUUCCAACAACGAUCUAAGUCUAGAACCAAUUUCUUUUCACAAGAUUGUUCAAAACCUAACCAAGCUAAGAGAACUGGAUUUGGGCUCUGUAAAUAUGUCUUUGGUUUCACAAGAUUUUUUUAAUUCCUUGACCAAUCUGUCCUCUUCCUUUUCAUCUCUUUACCUCAGUGGUUGUGGAUUGCAGGGGAAAUUCCCGGGUAACAUCUUUCUCCUCCCAAACCUUGAAUCACUCUAUUUGUCAUACAACGAAGGCCUCACUGGCUCUUUUCCUUCGUCCAAUUUGAGUAAUGUCCUUUAUGGGUUGGGUCUUUCUAAUACAAGAAUUUCAGUUUAUUUAGAAAACGACUUAAUCAGUAAUCUAAAGUCAUUAGAAUAUAUGUCUCUUCGUAAUUGUAACAUUAUAAGGUCAGAUCUACCCCUGCUUGGUAAUCUCACACAGCUCAUUUAUUUAAGACUCUCAAGUAAUAAUUUUAACGGUCAGAUCCCAUCAUCAUUUAAAAACCUUGUACACCUCCGUUACUUGUAUCUCGACUCAAAUAAAUUUGUGGGUCAAGUUCCAGAUUUUUUGGGUAGCCUUUCAAAUCUAAAGAGUCUAAAUUUAUAUGAUAACUUGUUAAAUGGAACAAUACCAUCCUUUUUCUUUGCUAUUCCUUCUUUAUAUCAUCUUGACCUUCAUAACAAUAAUCUCAUAGGUAAUAUAAGUGAACUCCAACACGAUUCAUUGCUAUAUCUUGAUUUGAGCAAUAACCACUUGCAUGGUGCAAUUCCAAGUUCGAUUUUCAAACAAGAGAACUUGCAAGUCCUUAUUCUUGCGUCCAAUAGUAAAUUGACAGGUGAGAUUUCUUCUUCUAUUUGCAAGCUGAGAUUCCUUCACGUCCUGGACUUGUCCAACAACAGCUUGAGUGGUUCUACACCACUAUGUUUGGGGAACUUCAGCAACAUGCUCUCGGUAUUGCAUCUAGGCAUGAACAAUCUUCAAGGCACUAUCCCUUCAACAUUUUCAAAAGAUAAUAGCUUGGAAUAUCUCAACCUCAAUGGAAAUGAAUUCGAAGGGAAAAUAUUAUCGUCUAUCAUCAACUAUGCAAUGUUGGAAGUUCUUGAUCUUGGCAACAAUAAGAUUGAGGAUACAUUUCCCUACUUUCUAGAAACACUUCCAAAGCUACAAAUUCUUGUCCUAAAAUCGAAUAAACUCCAAGGUUUUGUGAAGGGUCCAACUGCACAUAAUUCCUUCUCUAAAUUACAGAUUCUUGACAUCUCUGACAAUGAUUUUAGCGGGUCAUUGCCAACUGGGUAUUUCAAUAGUCUUGAAGCAAUGAUGGCCUCGGAUCAAAACAUGAUUUACAUGAAUGCAACAAAUUACUCUAGCUAUGUCUAUUCCAUAGAAAUGACAUGGAAAGGUGUAGAAAUUGAGUUCCCAAAGAUACAAAGUACCAUCAGAAUACUCGAUUUGUCAAAAAACAAUUUCACUGGAGAGAUUCCAAAGGUGAUCGCAAAGCUUAAAGCACUCCAACAACUCAACCUUUCUCAUAAUUCCCUUACAGGUCAUAUCCACUCAUCAUUAGGAAAUUUGAUCAAUUUGGAAUCAUUAGAUCUAUCUUCAAAUUUGCUUACCGGAAGGAUUCCAACGCAGCUGGGGGGUCUAACAUUUCUUGCAAUCCUAAACCUUUCACAUAACCAGCUCGAGGGGCGUAUACCAAGUGGAGAGCAGUUCAACACCUUUACUGCAACCUCAUUUGAAGGAAACUUGGGUUUAUGUGGAUUUCAAGUACUAAAAGAAUGCUACGGUGAUGAGGCACCAUCAUUGCUACCAUCAAGCUUUGAUGAAGGAGAUGGUUCAACAUUGUUUAAAGAUGGAUUUGGAUGGAAAGCUGUGACAAUGGGGUAUGGAUGUGGGUUUGUGUUUGGAGUUGCAACGGGAUACAUCGUGUUUAGAACAAAAAAACCUUCAUGGUUUUUUAGGAUGGUUGAAGAUAUAUGGAAUCUCAAGAGCAAGAAAACAAAGAAGAAUGUUGGGAGAUGUGGUGAUAGAAGAAACUAGAUAAUACAAUUGAUAUUUUCAAUACAAACAAGAUAUCAAGUGGAUUUGACAUUGAAACAACACUAGAGUGGCAGAUUCAUGGUAUUGGACUCCCUUUAUUUGUUUAUUUUCAUUCAAGGUUUAGGUGUUACUUCUGCGAAAAAGAUUCCAUGUAUGUAAGAGGUCAAGCAAGUAAUAGAUUGUGUUCCCCCACAAAAUCAUUUAUGUUUUAUUGAGUUAUGAACAUUUCCUUAUUCUUGAUCACUUAAUUCAAUCUCCCUUUCUUGGAGUAUUUUCAAUUUUGA
This is a messenger RNA of Populus nigra (black poplar), 3381 nucleotides long. Its product is annotated as receptor-like protein Cf-9 homolog. The record is from RefSeq and is a predicted model, not a curated record. The transcript is spliced from 2 exons. Gene Ontology annotation, molecular function: protein binding. NCBI's taxonomy places the organism in Eukaryota, Viridiplantae, Streptophyta, Magnoliopsida, Malpighiales, Salicaceae. Bases 200 to 3097 code for a protein of 965 amino acids.